AUGGCUUCCUCGCUGCAUCUCUGGACCCGCAGCGACUGUGACUCGAGCGACAGUACUUGCGGGGAGAAGCCCGUCAGCAAUUUCCUCAAGAGCGGUGUUCCGGGCAUUGUCACUGGCGUGAUCGUACUGGGUGCUAUCGUGGCGUUCAUCGUCCUGCAUGUCCGCAACAAGAAACGCGAUGCCCGCGAAGAUCAAGAGAUUCGCAAGUGGAACGAGGUCAACGUAUGA
Molecule: messenger RNA, 228 nt
Organism: Aspergillus fijiensis CBS 313.89
Lineage: Eukaryota; Fungi; Ascomycota; Eurotiomycetes; Eurotiales; Aspergillaceae
Exons: 2
Coding region: 1-228 (75 amino acids)
Source: RefSeq, a predicted model, not a curated record